AUGGCAGUGGUAAAAAGGAAGGCUGACAGUAAACUGCCAAAGGGUAAAAAGGUGACAAAACGUCAAGACACUUCAAAAGAGUCAAAUGAUAAAUUGUUAACCAUAGAUUCAAUCCAAAAGUAUGGAAAUGAAGUUAUAGAUUCAUCAAAAUAUAAUAAUCUUGUCAUAUUAUUAGAACAAUAUCAAUUCCUUAAUGAUAAAUUAGUUAAUUCUAAAGAUGUUGAAAUUGAAAAAUUAGGUCGUCAACUUUCAUUAACCUUGUUCAAGAGUUUCCAACAUUUAUUAAAGAAUGAUAAAUUAAUCUUAAAGAAACAUUUCGAAGAUAAUCUGAAGUUAAUUAUCAAAUGGUUAUUAAACAAGUAUGAUUCCUUUAAGGAUAUAAUAUUCAACUUGAUUGAAAUUAAGUUAUCUUCUCAUUUCCAAUCUAUUCAAUUAGAUUUAUUAGAGAUCAGUCUUAAUUUAAUCAAAUUAGAAAGCAAAUACUUAAAAUCAUCUUCUAAUGACUUAUAUUUUCCAAUCACAACUUAUUCAAAGUUAAUAAAUAGUUUAUUGUUGACUCAAAGUGGUGAAAUCUUAACUGAUGGAUCAAAUAAUAGUUUCAUAGUGUUAGAAUUCUUAAAGUUCUUCACUACAAAUUGGGAUUUACAAUUUUAUUUCUUUAAUAAUUUAUCAGAAACUUUACAAGAGUGGAAAUCAUCUAAGGAUACUAAUGAAUUAAGAUUAGUCUUUUCCAAUUUCUUUACUAUCAUAAGGAACCCAUUAUUAUAUACCAAUGAUUUUACCCCUGAAGAUUUAUCAACUUGGAUUGAAUCAAAAUUACCUUCCAUAGCAUAUAAACCAUCAACUUUCAAAUCUCAAUAUCAAAAAUCAAUCUUAUUAAUCUUAUCAUAUCCUUUAUUAACAUCACAAUACAAAUCUAUAUUAUUAAUCUUACAUAAGAGAAUCAUUCCAAAUAUGGCUCAACCUCAAAAUAUAAUGGAUUUCUUAACUGAUUGUUAUAAUAUUAAUGAUGAUUUAAUUAUCCCUAUCUUAACUUUAAAUUCAUUAUAUGAGUUAAUCAAAAAAUAUAAUCUUGAAUAUCCUGAAUUUUAUACUAAAUUAUAUUCAUUAUUAACUCCAGAAUUAUUAUAUACUCAUUAUAGAUCCAGAUUCUUUAGAUUAUGUGAUCUUUUCCUUUCAUCUACACAUUUAUCAGCUAAUUUAGUUGCAUCAUUCAUUAAAAAAUUAGCCAGAUUAUCUAUGGCUUCAACUGCAUCUGGUAAUGUUAUCGUCAUACCUUUCACAUAUAAUUUAUUAAAGAGACAUCCUACAUGUAUGAUCAUGUUGCAUAAUACUGAAGUUGCUAAUAGUGAUAAAGAAUAUAAAGAUCCUUUCAAUAAUAAUGAGAAGGAUCCUUUAAAGACUAAUGCUAUUGAAUCAUCACUUUGGGAAUUAGAAGUUUUAAUGUCCCAUUAUCAUCCAAAUAUUGCCACUUUAGCCAAAAUCUUUGGUGAACCAUUCAGAAAACAUUCUUAUAAUUUAGAAGAUUUCUUAGAUUGGAGUUAUAUCAGUUUAUUAGAUAAUGAAAAGACAAGAAGAUACAAGACUACAGUUGCAUUAGAAUUUGAAGAAUUUUCCAACCUUUUCGAAAUCGGUAAACAAGAUGAUUCUUCAAAUGAUGAAAUAACAAACGUUUACGCUAAAGGUUGGACUUUAUAA
Molecule: messenger RNA, 1698 nt
Organism: Scheffersomyces coipomensis
Lineage: Eukaryota; Fungi; Ascomycota; Pichiomycetes; Serinales; Debaryomycetaceae
Gene: NOC4
Product: ribosome biosynthesis protein
Exons: 1
Coding region: 1-1698 (565 amino acids)
Biological process (GO): ribosome biogenesis
Cellular component (GO): Noc4p-Nop14p complex; small-subunit processome; nucleolus
Source: RefSeq, a predicted model, not a curated record